UCUUCCAGAUUAUCCCAAUGGCAUUCGGCUCACGUCAGCUGUUCCAGGAGCAGAUAUCAAAGUACUCAUAAAUUUCAAUGCACCAAAUCCUCAGGACAGGAAGAAGUUUACAGAUGAUUUGAGGGAAUCAAUUGCAGAAGUUCAAGAAAUGGAAAAGCACAGAAUAGAGUCCGAGCUGGAGAAGCAGAAGGGGGUGGUGCGUCCCAGCAUGUCGCAGUGCUCCAGCCUGAAGAAGGACUCCGGGAACGGGACCCUGCCCCGGGCGUGCCUGGACGACAGCUACGCCGGCGGCGAGGGGCUGAAGCGGAGCGCGCUCAGCUCCUCCCUGCGCGACCUGUCCGAAGCAGGCAAGCGUGGGCGACGCAGCAGUGCAGGAUCGCUAGACAGCAAUAUGGAAGGGUCCAUCAUUAGCAGUCCUCACAUGCGCCGAAGAGCUACAUCAACCCGAGAGUGUCCAUCUCGCCCUCACCAGACUAUGCCCAACUCCUCCUCACUCCUAGGGUCCCUGUUCGGUAGCAAGAGGGGCAAGCCCCCCUCGCAGAGCCACGCGGCCGCGCAGACCCCGCACCACGCGGAGGCCACGGCUGCCGCGCCGCACCCGCACCACGCGCAGUUCUGCCACCAGAACCCGCCGCCCUACCACCACCACCACCACCACUACCACCCGCCCCCGCACCCGCACCCGCACCCGCACCAGUACCACCAGCACGGGCACGGCCACGGGCACGGCCCCUACCUGCCGCACGCCCUGCACCACGGCCCGCACCACGGCCCGCACCACCACGGGCCGCCCCCGCCGCCCGCCGCCGCCAGCACCAAGCCCAAACACAGCGGCAUCAGCACCAUAGUCUAG
Molecule: messenger RNA, 853 nt
Organism: Passer domesticus (house sparrow)
Lineage: Eukaryota; Metazoa; Chordata; Aves; Passeriformes; Passeridae
Product: IQ motif and SEC7 domain-containing protein 2-like
Exons: 4
Coding region: 149-853 (234 amino acids)
Source: RefSeq, a predicted model, not a curated record